UAAGCAAGAUGAACUUCUUAAAAUCAAUCAGCAAGUUUCUACCAAGUAAAGAAGAGGUAGAGACAAAGCAGCCGACUCCUGCUCCUAGCAGUAGAGCAAGCAAUUCUUAUAAACAAAGUAUCAGAAAUAAAGAGGAAGAAACCCCAGGAGAAAAUCUUUCACGCCCAAGUGUCAAGAUUGAUCUCUCUGGUCCUGGAGGAAUGGGCAUAGAAUCUGAUCUUGACGAUGGACUUGAGGGAGAGUCUUUUGAAGAUGAGUCUUUCGAGGAUGAGUCUUUUGAAGAUUCCUUCGAAGAAGAUGACAACGCUAGCAUAAACCAAUCUGAAGCUGAGAAAGGAACAACUAAAACCGGUAAUAAUUCAAAGAAUGAAGUAUUUUCUUACAACAGACAACUUGCGUACCUCAAAAUAGAUAAAUUUGCAAGGAAAUAAACUCUAUCAAAAGGACCAUAAAAAGAGUAGUUCAGCUCUUGAUGACUUAAGCUCGCCAGUAAAAUCGAAAUUACAGAUGAAUCAAGACAAUAGUUCUGCUCAAGACAAAAGCUCUAGUGAUAAGAAUGAUCACUCACCAAAAGAUAGAUAUCUAAUCAAAGCUGACGUAUCUGAAGAGCCUACUCCGAAAAUUUAUGAUAGGAUGGCUUAUAGAUCACAGAGGCGUGACCCUCAUGAUUCUUUUCCUUCAAUGUUUUCACAACAAAGUAGAAAAUUUAGGAAACCUAAAGAAGAGAAGGCACUCCAAUCCACAGAAGAAGAUAAAGAAGAGGAAUAUGAUGACGGCUUUAAUAAGCAACUCUGGCAAGACCUCGAAUGAGUAAGACACCACUCAGAAUACUUCGAAAUAUGAAGAUUCAUAUUAUCAGUCUUUGAGAAGUUUAUUACUUUGAAGAAAGCCUCUCUCCAAAUAGACUAUUGCGAUACCAAACUCAGAAGAAAAGGAGUGAAAGAAGCCGAAAUUGACAUGUUUGAAGAAGAGUUUCCAGAAGAAGAUGUGGAAAAGAUUAUGUCAUAUGCAUUUGACCAAAACGAAAAUGCUACAAAGACAAGAUCUGAUACCAAGACCUUCUAUGAGAAUACUCUCAGACUUCAGUCUACUAUAGGAGAUGAAGAUGCCAAAAGCCUUCCAGAGAUCACUCUGAAUGACGAAGAGAAAGAUAUGCUAGUUCUUGAAUAUAAGCUAGACCUCCAAGAGUUUGAUUCCGCAGAUCACUACAAGAUUGAUUACGAAACCUUGGAUUUGGAAAAAGAUACAAAGUUUUCAGAUGCUUAUUCAGACUCAAAGUCUCUUUCAAAAUAAAACUCUCAAACUCAAGAAAGAAACAGUUCCUGACUAUGAAGGGCCAGAAGACAGUGAAACUGCUCGCAGAUACUAUGAUCUGAAUCCUAAAGAAUUCCUGUUCUCUGACUUGGCCACCAAUCUAAUUAUAGCAGAUGAGAGCACUGAUCUUGGAAUCUUCCAUAAACCAACUUACCAAGAAGUCAUGAAAAAGUAUUCCAGAGGAAAUAAAGAGAAGAGUAAUAAAAUGAUUAAUUCAAACAAACCUUCCCUGGCAGCAAAAGUCGAUGAUAAGCCUAUUAAUCCAGCUAUGUUAGGGAAUUUUGAGUCUAGAUUUGGCAAAAGAUAAAACCCGGGUACCACAAGCG
Moneuplotes crassus is the source of this 1640-nucleotide messenger RNA. Lineage: Eukaryota; Ciliophora; Spirotrichea; Euplotida; Euplotidae. The record is from the annotation of a GenBank genome assembly.